Messenger RNA from Leucoraja erinaceus (little skate), 4872 nucleotides. Its product is annotated as receptor-interacting serine/threonine-protein kinase 2-like. Gene Ontology annotation, molecular function: JUN kinase kinase kinase activity; protein binding; ATP binding. The coding region runs from base 127 to 1650 and encodes 507 amino acids. Gene Ontology annotation, biological process: protein phosphorylation; positive regulation of canonical NF-kappaB signal transduction; innate immune response. NCBI's taxonomy places the organism in Eukaryota, Metazoa, Chordata, Chondrichthyes, Rajiformes, Rajidae. The record is from RefSeq and is a predicted model, not a curated record. The transcript is spliced from 14 exons.
CAGCAACUACCCUGGCUUUGCCGACGGCGACAGAAGCGUGUUCAAUGUACAAGUGGCUGUUUUGCUGUGUUUCCGCUGGGGGGCGGGCAGGAUUGCGGCGGCUCUCGGCAGUGGAGCGGCCGGAGAAUGGAGGGCGAACGCGGGCCGGCACCGGCUCCAGGGCCGGGCAGAUCCGCGGACGGCUCCAGCGACAACUCGGCUGCUCACUUCGCUUGCAUCGACACUGGGGACUUGCAGGGGUGUUUGAAGAUCGGAGUCGGAGGCUUCGGGGAAGUUUACCGAGCACAGCACCGAGUGUGGAGGAUUCAGCUGGCGGUGAAGUUCGGCGUGAGGCAGAACGGGAGUGAUGAGCAUGAACUGUUGGAAGAAGCAAGAAAGUUGCACAAGGCACAAUUUGAGUACAUUCUCCGCUUGUAUGGAAUUACAAAAUUCCACCCGAUAACUGGAACCAAAUCGCUGGGACUGGUAACUGCAUACGUGGAGAAUGGAUCACUGGAAAAACUCAUUCACCACCAUGACGUCCGUUUGCCUCUUCGACUGCGCUUUGUGUACGAGAUUGCUUUGGGAAUGAACUUCCUACAUAACCUUAGCCCAGCUCUCUAUCACCAUGACUUAAAGCCUGCUAAUAUUCUACUAGAUAAGGACUAUCACAUUAAGAUCUGUGAUUUUGGUCUGGCAAAAUGGCGGAAAUUAACAAGUGAAUACACCAAUGAUUCCUGCAAAAACAAUGGCACCCUUAGUUACAUGCCACCUGAAUGCUUGGACAACAUCAAUACCAAGAAAGACAAAAAGUUUGAUGUGUACAGCUAUGGAAUUGUUAUCUGGGAGAUACUGACUUGCCAAGAACCUUAUAAACAUGCGCUACAUUCUGAGCACAUAAAAGUGUGCGUAAGCAAUGGAGACAGACCUGACCUGGAUGAAAUCCCCCCAAAAUUUCUGGAACCCUGUAAAACUCUCAUUAACCUGAUGAAACGAUGUUGGGCUCAAAAUCCACAAGAUCGUCCUCCCUUUUCAAGUUGUGUUAAUGAGCUUGAACCAGAACAGAGGAACCAGCAGGAGCUUCAACAGGCCGUGCAGAGCCUGACUCAACAGUCCAAUGAUGUGGUCGUGGACUCUGCGCCUGGCAGCGGAGGAGACAUGGGGAGUUGUGGAACACUUUGUGAACCUGUUGAGGAGCAGAAUAAAAGCUACGAGCCUGUUCAGGAAUUCGCCCAGAAGGAAUGCAAGGCUGAAGCGUGCGAUGAUACCAGCAGAGAGGGAACCAUGAUGAAUCCCAUUGAGGAGCGGAAUGAAAGCAUUGAGCCUGUUCAGGAAUGCACCCAGAAGGGGUGCAAGGCUGACGUGUGCCAUGAUGCCAGCAGAGAGGAAAUCAUGAAGAAUCCUUUAUUGGUCGUUAAGCCAAUUGAAUGUUUGACAUUGGCCAAAUUCAUCAAUAAAGACUGGAAAGCACUGGGCAGAUAUUUGGGGUUGACCAAUGAAGAGAUUGUAAUCAUCGAAUACGAUCACCACUCACAUGGCUUGGUCGAGAUUGUCUACCAGAUGCUCUGCAAAUGGAAACAGCAGCAAGGACACAUGGCCACCCGAGCUCAGUUGGUGCAGGGUCUGAAGGAGAUCCAGAAGGAGCAUCUGUGGAAAGAGUUAUGGAGUUAAUGCUGGAGCAUUAAUGGAUUUCCUGAAUGCUCUGAUUUAUUUCCAAACUGUGGAAUCCCUUUUCCUGCCUUUGGACUAAAGACUUCUCUUACUUUUCAGAAUUAAUUGUAAUCUUGACUUGUGUUGGAGGUGCAACACGUUCAUUCAUUGAAAUGCAAGACCAGUCUCCUACCUUAGUUUUGCCCAGGCUCAUACACGAUCUGUUGCCUGUAAACUGUUGCAAAUUUAUUGUGCAAGACAAACGUUGUGUGAGGCUUGCUUGCCCGUACACACUUCUCUGGUUCAUGAGACUGUGGGUUUCAGGCUAACACUCCACGCAACAUCCUGUUGCACGUACUAACUGUCUGUUGGAGGCGACAUUGAAUUGAUUCCAUAUCUGGCCUUUUAGGACAAGGCAAUGAAUUCCUUGACAACACUUGAUGAAGAGGCAGGACAGCACGGUGGCACAACAGUAGAGUGGUAGAGAUCUGGGUUCGUUCCCGUCUACAGGUGCUGUCUGUACGGAGUUUGUGCAUUCUCCCUGUGACUGCAUGGCUUUUCCCCAGGUGCUCCUAUUUCCUCCCCCAUUCCAAAGACGUACAGGUUUGUAGGUUAAUUGGCUUUUGUAAAAAUUGUAACUUGUCCCUAGUGUUCAGGAAAGUGUUAUUGGGAUAGCUGGUCCGCAUGGACUGAGUGGGCUGAGGGGCUUAUUUCCCCUGUAUGCCUAAACUAAAGAGUGGAAUGUCACCUGAAACAUCACCUAUUCCUUUUCUCCAGAGAUGCUGCCUGACCUGCUGAAUUACCCUAGCAUUUUGUGUCCUAUAAUAGUUUUCCAUUACCUGGUGUUGCCAAGAGCUGUAGUUCACCCAUUGAGCAAGAAAAUUGUGUAGGAAGGAACUGCAGAUGCUGGUUUAAAACAAAGGUAGACACAAAAUGCUAGACUGUGGCAGGCGGCAUCUCUGGAGAGAAGGAAUGGGUGACGUUUUGCAUCAUGACCUUUCUUCAGACUAAAAAUUGGGUCCAGCUUUCUCUGUUUAUGAAUGAGAUUUUUGAAACACACUGAAGACUCGGCAAAGAAAGGUUUCAAAGGUCUUUUAUUGUCACAUGUGCCAAUUAAGGUACAGUGAUAUGCGAAUUGCCAUACAGCAACACGGAGGGGAAAAAGCAACAAGACACGCAACUACAUAAAAGUUAACAAACAUCCGCCACAGCGGAUUCCUCACUGUGAUGGAAGGUUUUUAAAAAAAAAAAGUCCAAUCUCCCUAUUUAUUCUCCCACGGUUGGGAUAGACGAACCAUCCAUCAGGGCGUGUGGCAUUCUCUGCCUCAGAGGUGGAGGCAGGUUCUCUGGAUGCUUUCAAGAGAGAGCUAGAUAGGGCUCUUAAAAAUAGCGGUGUCAGGGGAUGUGGGGAGAAGGCUGGAAUGGGGUACUGAUUGUGGAUGAUCAGCCAUGAUCACAUUGAAUGGCGGUGCUGGCUCGAAGGGCCAAAUGGCCUGCUCCUGCACCUAUUGUCUAUUAUCUAUUGGCGGUCGAAGCUCACGCUCAACUCGAAUAUUUUCUCAUCCAUUGAUCGUUACAAUCAUUGACUUGAUUUCCAACAAAAUAUUGAAUUAUGUAUUAGCUCAGCGUAUAACAAUCAAAUGUUUUCAGUAUAAUAAAGGAAUGAAAAUAUGUAGCAUCUGUAUAUUAAUGCAGAGUACAACCAAUAAGCAGUGCAUGGUGACCCAUUAACUUUAGAGCAGUGUUGACUGAAGAAUGUGAAGAAGCCACACUCUGGUUGUAGCCUGUAACUGUAGAGGUCAGGCAGAGGAUGAACCUCUUCUUGCGCAGGGCGUGCACAGCCUAAAGUUGUGGGUCAACUUGUUCUGUUUGAUCCAUUUGUUUGUGCACGUCGGGUUGAUUGCAUUAGUCGAAACGGGAUGGACCACCCCAGAGGAUGAACUGCCACAGCAGCACAGCUGGUAGAGCCACUGCCCCACAGCACCAGGGACACAGGUUCGAUACUCUCCCUGGGCACUGUCUGGGUGGAAUUUGCAUGUUCUCCCUGUGACCACAUGGAUUUCUGCAUAAUUUCUUCUCAAAUCCCAAAGCUGUGUGGGUUUGUAGAUUAAUUGGCCUCUGACAAAUUGUCCCUAAAGGGUAGGGUGUGGAUGGGAAAGUGGGAUAACAUGGAACUAGAGUGAACGGGUGAUCGACGGUUGGUGUGGGUUUAGUAGGGCAAUGCACCCGUUUCCAUGUAGUAUCUUUAAACUAAAGGAAGGAAGAGAUUGGACAUAUUGGGUUGUUUUCUCUGGAACACUGGAGUUUGUGGGGAGACCUGAUGGUUGAAUGUAACAUUAUGAGGCACAGAUGCUCUUCACCUCUAUAUUGACAAUAUGUUCCUGGGUUAGGAGAUCAAUCAAUGAUUUUGUUUUUAAAUAGACGUUCAAAGCUUCUAUAUCUUCCAACUGAACCUUAUCCUGCUCUGGUCUUUGGCAUUUCAUACAAAUAUCCUACAUAUCUACUGUAAAUGGGCUAGGACCUUUUAUUUGACGGGCCACCUAUGCCAUUAUUUUCCUUGAACUUUCAUCUGUUACAAGACUCAAAGGAAACUCAUCGUGUGACACCCUUUAGAAUUAUAGCCCUCACUUAUUUCCCUGAGCCCAGCCUCACUAUAAAUGCUAUUACUACCUGGCACAGUGGCUCAGCAGAUGGUGCUGCCACCUCAUAGUUCCACUGACCCAGGGUUAAUCUUGUCCUCCAAGGCUCUUUGGGUGGAGUUUGCACGCUCCGCCUGUGACUAUGGGUUUCUGUAGGAUCCUCUGGUUGCCUUCCACAUCCCACAGCUGUGCAGGUUGGUGUGUUUAUCAUCCAUUGUAAAUUGCCACAGAAGGUGAAUGGAAGGAGAAAAUGGGUGGAGAUCUUUUGUGAGAGAAUAGAUUACAGGGAAAUGAGUGGGAGAAUGGGGGUACAUGGGAUUGCUUUCAAGAGCUAGUAAAGACAUGAUGGGCCAAAUGGCCUCCAUCUGUGUUGUGAGAAAAGCUAUUAUUUAUAUUUGAUUCCACAUUUGAUACAGUACACAAAAUCCAAUGGAAUAAAUUGUAUAUAUAUUUUAUUGUAAUUAAAACAAUUAGCUCCAUACAGAAAACAAGAUACUGUUGGUUGCAAAGUUCAUGCAUAUUCUACAUUAAACGUACAGUAACGAGCAUUAAUCUCAUUAUUUUACAAGCCGCCUGGUCAUAUUCUAUUUCACUCGACUAACAU